This is a messenger RNA of Talaromyces amestolkiae, 1614 nucleotides long. RefSeq lists its product as uncharacterized. The transcript has a single exon. NCBI's taxonomy places the organism in Eukaryota, Fungi, Ascomycota, Eurotiomycetes, Eurotiales, Trichocomaceae. The record is from RefSeq and is a predicted model, not a curated record. The coding region runs from base 1 to 1614 and encodes 537 amino acids.
AUGUCCCUCUCAGGGAUAUUACGACUUCCAACCGAAACACUAGUCUCUAUCUUCGAGUUCCAGGACUUGCAGGCCAAGUGGAAGGAUACCGGCUCGAUUCCAAACAUUCGCCUUACCUGUCGACGCUUCUGUGCCUUGAGCUCACAUCUUCUAAUCCGCAAAGUCUACGUCGAUAUCACUAAACCAGAGACGGUAGAUCGCUUACAAGUAAUAGCUGCCGAUGCUGGCCUUGCUAAGGGGGUGCGGGAGGUCUAUUUGCGAGUUCAUUUCUAUCAGUCCUGGGUGGCAGCAAGUUUCGAGAAUUUCGUUUCGUCUGUAGAAUCAGAAUGGAGGCAGAGAACCUCUCCUCAACAGUACUAUGAACAAGAACAGCAACAAGGCAGUAUUUGGAAUUUCGAGCGGAUCGCAUGGAAUUUUAUCCGCAGUCUUGACCAAACCGUAGGUGAUACUGGCCAUCAUGAAUUAGAAGAGCAAUCGACAGCCAACAAUGUUGAUGCGCCAGAUAUAAAUCAAAUUCGCCCCAUAAUAGUCCUGCAGAGAGCCUAUAAGUUAUAUAAGACUGGAUACGAAUCCCAGGAUAGUAUUAUGCGCGACGGAGAUUUUAGCUCUGUUCUCUCCAAGACGUUAUCGAAGUUUGAGGGUCUCCGGCGAGUCACUAUCUACGAUCGUGAAUUUCACAACAAUUACGGUCCAGGAACGACUAUUCGUGUACCUCAAGAUGAUCAUGUUGGCCACGAGACUGCUCUUGUUUCUGUUUUUUCGCGUCCAAUGGUCUGGGAGGAUGCACAAUGGAUUCAACCAACAGAAGAAAUACGGCAAGGCGUACCAAUCGAAUUGUUGUUUGAGAUACCAAUGGCUAUUGGCGGGACAAAAGGKAUCAAGGUCGAUUUCCUGGAUAUCCAAGUUACGACUGCACCAGAUUACACUCGGUUGCCAACAAAUCCAGAAUCCCUCAGCUCCUUGACAGCUGCCAUGGAUUCCAUGGAAAUAUUUCAAUUCGGUUUCCAGCCACGCUGUGCCAGUGGCUGUGGCCCCUGGACUAUAGACGUCGAUGUCGAUGACGAUGGCGCUGAAGUGAGGAGAGCGGGAUCGAAUUUGAAAUCCGCCGCAGAGCUACAAGCACUCGAUAAAUAUCUCGGCGCCAUACUAGAUUGUAAAACCCUUGAGCACGCGGAUAUCAAUCUAGGAGAGUUUUGGAUUGGUGCUGGUUUCGAUUCAAUCCGUCAUGCGCCGACCUCUCUCGGAAUUAACUGGUUUCGCGAAUCGGGAGCAAUGAGAUCCCUUCACUUAACACAGACUCCUCUCACUACGACGGAUCUAGAGAGAAUCGUUAGUCAAGCCAUGGUCGAUGACGAUGAGGAUGAUCAUAUAGAAUUCAGACUUCACGAAGUCUAUCUUUGCAAUGGCUCUUGGAAGCAUUUAUUAGAAAAACUACGUAUGGCAAAGAUGAAGAACGUACAGGUCGGCUUUGCGCAUCCCCUUGGUGGCGGAUUAGAUGAACUUGAUUACGAAGUAUAUUCAUCAGUUCGUGAUCAAUUCAAUGAUCGUGGAUCUAAAGUCCACCAGUUUAUAAGAGGAGAAAUUGACCGGAAUCCUUUAGAUUUGAUCAAUUAG